GGAUUCCAGUGGAAAAAUAAUCGAUGGGAUGCUGAUUGGAACUCUAACUAACUUUGGGUCAUACGACGAGUGUGUAGACACUACGGUGAAGAAUAACCACGGAGUUGUUCUCAUGAGUGGUCAAUAUUGUAGCAUCAAAUUCAGACCACCUUUGCCUUCCAGUAAUGGAAACUUCAAAUUAGGAGAAAUCCCAUACAUGUUAAGGAACAUUUCGCAAAAGGGAACGAUUAUCAGUGAAUUUGCAAAACAUGCUACGAUUUUCAAAGUAUUUCCAAUGCAACUCGGUAUUUGUGUUCCCUCUGGAUGUGAAGUAGAAGAUAUUGAGAAACUUACAAAACUAGUAAGCGAUUUUAUCUACUUUGAUACAUCCGUUUCAAGAUGCCAAAUGAAAGAAAAGUUGAAGUUAAACAAAGCAGAAAUUAUCUCAAUAGUUAUUUGCGUCAUUUUCGGAAGUCUUGUGUUCGUUGGCACAUUUAUGGAUGCUUAUUCUUCUAAGAUGAAAGUGAUUUUUACUCAUCGAGGAGCUCAAGUUCUGAUGGCCUUUUCCUAUCAUCGAAACGUAAAAAAAUUGCUGCAGACAGACAACAACUCUGGAGUUUUAGGCUCCUUACAUGGAAUUCGAUUCCUCACUAUAGCGUGGAUUCUGUUAACGCACACUUAUUUCCUUCUAUAUUUUCCUUCAGUAGAUGGUUUGACUAAAAUUGAAGAUUAUGGAAAAAGUUUCGCUUUCCAAGCAAUAAUAAAUGGGACUUAUGCUGUUGAAACAUUCUUUUUUAUUGGAGGUUUACUGCUUUCUUAUAUCUUAGCUUCAAAGGGUCAGCGAACCAUCAACAUAGGUUAUUACAUAUUACACAGGAUUUGGAGGAUUCUUCCACUAAGCACUGCUGCUAUUAUGUUCAUAAUUUUAGUUAGACUGUUCGGUUCUGGACCUGUUUGGCACGAAAGUAUUGAUGCGUAUCUAGAAGACUGCUAUAACAACUGGUGGAAAAAUCUCAUAUUUAUCAACAAUUUCCAUAAACCAGAAAACUCGUGUCUUCCUCAUACGUGGUAUAUUGCAUGUGACAUGCAGAUGUAUAUAGCUGCUCUUAUUAUACUGUUACCGCUUUUGAAGUGGCCAGUUGCGGGCUUGUUUCUUGGGUUCUUAGGUCUUUUUGGAAGCAUAUUUUACUCUGGCAUAAAUACCUAUAUUAGAGAUUUACCACCAACAAUGCUGCUUGUUGAUCCUGAUCCAAGUCAUUACAAAUAUUACUGGAAUGUGCACUUUUUCCAACCUUUCCCUCACGCCGGAAGCUACUGCAUUGGAAUAUUAGUUGGCUACCUCUUAGCAACGAAACCAAAACUGAAAAUGUCUUGGAAGGUACAAGUUCUGGGUUGGUGUCUUUCUUUCAUUUGCUGCAUUUCUACACUCUUUGGAGCCCAGAAAUGGAACUCAGGAGAAGCCUACACUACCACAGAAGCAGUUGCCUACGCUAGUCUCAGUAAACAAACGUGGGCAUUGGGCAUGGCUUGGGUGGUGAUUUGCUGUGUCACGGGACAUGGAGGAAUUGUGAACACUAUUCUGUCAUGGAAGGCAUUUGUUCCCUUAGGACGCUUAACCUUCGCGGUAUACUUACUGCAUCCGAUAGUACAAGCAGUUUUCAUGGGAAACAAAACUACGCUGACUCAACCAGAUCAUUUCAUAAUAGUGUAUUAUUUCUUUGGACAUCUUAUUGUGACUUUUGUUCUGGGUGCUAUCAUCAGCAUGAUAUUUGAAGCUCCUUUCAUGAACUUGGAGAAGAUUUUAUUUUUCCGUUCUGAAAGCACCGUGGCAGAGAAGGCUACGGAUGCUCUUAAAGGGUCUCUACAGACAGAUAAAAAUGGAUCCAUAUCUACUGUUGUGCCAACUGACAUAAAUGAUGCAAAAAUAAAUGAAACAAAUGGUGAUAUAGUGUACAAAUUAUGAAGUAUGGAAUGUUAUAAAUAAUUUUAUAAGAACUUAAUGAUCAAAAAGUGUUUAAUUUUUGGCGAUUUUUUGGUUGUUUUUAAUGUUAGUCACUACUCGAAACAAUAAUUACUUUAACUUUGUGAAAUGUAUUUUUCAGUAAAUUAUAAAAAGUCGUUUUCUGCAUGUAUCUUUUCUUGGAUACAUAUACUUUAAUUAGCAGGAAUCCUUUGUUUAUGUUUCAAAUUACAAAUUAGAAUAGAUUUUUCAGAUUAGAAACGAAGUCAUUUUAGUCAUUAAUGAAUUAAAACGAUAUUUUUGUAUCCCUUUGUCUUUGUAAAAUAAAAAAGAAUUUUAUGUUACCUUUAUGCUUCAAUUUAUCAAUACUAAUAUGCGGGAAAGAAGAUUUAAGUAUCUGCACAAUGUUUUUACACGAAAUAAAUUCGUAUUUUGUAGAAUCAAGGAUGAUUAUAAAUGGUUAGUUAUAAUAUUUCGUGUGAGAUUAAUUAAAAUAUUCAAAACUAAACAUGCACUUAUUAAUGACAUUAUAACUGAUAUAAUGUUGUAAGGUCAUUACUUAAAUUUAGCCAAGUAUUAUAAUUUAGAUCUUACUAUAUCUCCUUACCGUUUUCCUCACUAGAGUGUAAAUGAGUUAGCUAUUAUUUAAACUAAGCUUUUUGGAUUUUAAUAAAGAGCGUAUUUCUGGCCUAGGCGUGCACGUUAUGUUUACUUCCUGUCAGCUCGGAUAGCUUUAGUUAUUCCGUUAUCGAUAAUUUUAUUUUGACACUCCAGUUACAAUAACUGAGAAGGCUUAGAGUAAAAUUUAGCUGUGCAGUCUUUCAUUACUGUUCCAGUUUUAACUUGAAUUCGACUGUUUUGUUUAGUACUUCACCACGAGCUGCGACUGAUAGUGUCAGCACAUGAAAGUGCGGUUAUAUUCUGACCUCUGUUUAAAUAAAACAUUUUUUAAACCUU
Molecule: messenger RNA, 2896 nt
Organism: Stegodyphus dumicola
Lineage: Eukaryota; Metazoa; Arthropoda; Arachnida; Araneae; Eresidae
Product: nose resistant to fluoxetine protein 6-like
Molecular function (GO): acyltransferase activity, transferring groups other than amino-acyl groups
Source: RefSeq, a predicted model, not a curated record